AUGGCCAAGAAGAAGAAGAAGAGCGCGCAGCCAGACUCGAACGGCGAGGCCAGCACGGCGGCGACCAAUGGCAGCGCAUCAACGCCGAAGCAGCCGGCGGGCGAGCCGUCGACGUCGGCACUGAUCAUCUGUCGCAACAAGCACUGGCGCUACAUCUCGUCCUUCCACGGGCCGUGGCUGCAGCUCCCGCCUGAGGUGCUGGAGUCGCUCGCGCACAGCAACUACCUCUCGCCGCGCCCGCGCCCGAUCGACCCGGCCGUCUUCUACGACCUGGUCAAGAUCCGCAAGCACGUCGAGGAGGCGACCAACCUGGCCGUGCGCGCGACGAGCGGUCUGACGAGCGGCGCCCUCAGCAGCAGCAGCCUGCAUGGCAACGGCCUGCUGGGACCGGCCGCCGCGCUGGGCAUGGGCUUCGGCGGGGGCGGGGGGAAGCUGAGCCGCGAGCGGAAGCACCGCAUGCGCGAGCUGGCGACGAGCAAGCUGAGCGCGGCGUACCAUUUGGACGAGAUCGCGGCGAGCGUUGCGACGAUGCAGAGCGCGAGCACCCUCGAGGACGUCGCCCAGCUGGUCCUGCAGCGGAACCCCAGCGACGUCGACGCCAAGUACGUGCACUUCUUCCACGAGAAGAUCCCGAGCCGGAUGAUGGCCCAGUGCACGCCGCUGGACACGCUGAACGACAUCGUCGCCGAGCGGCCGACAGACGGGAGCGCGCUGCGGACACGCGCCCUGACGCGCAUCUUCAAAGCCGACUACGCCAACUGCGCCAAAGACCUGACCGACGCCCUGGCCACGGCGCGCUGCCUCACCGCCCAGCACCGCAACGCCGACGACCAGCUCGUCCUGGCCAAGACGCACCAGGAGCAGUCCGCCCGCGACUGGCGCACCGAGGUCAAGAUCGCCGACGACGACCAGCCGAGCUCGCUCGAGGCGCAGCUGCUCUUCCACCGCGCCGGCGUCUACCUGACCAUCGCCUGCGGACAUGUCCACGCCGCACUGGACGGGCUGAAGGAGCAGGAGGACGCCAAGGCCGCGCGCGACGCACGCCUCGCAGCCGGCGAAGAGCCCGCCCCCGAGACGGCGGAGGAGGCAGCGGGGAGACUCUUCCGCGCAGAAAGCCGCAAGCAGGUCCGCCAGAACGCCAAGCGCGCACUGAGGGACUACACGGCCUUCCUGUCGCACUUCGACUACACGCCCGGCGUCUCGGCCGAGGCUGCCGACGAAUUCCUGCGCCGCUUCAGCAACGCGCCCAGCCAGACGAACGGCAGUCACGGCAGCCGCGGCAGCCACGGCAACUACGACACCAAGCUCGACCGCUUGCUGGAGGAAUCUUCGGCGCCUCCAGCGUCGCCUGUCUCGGAGGCUCUUACGCCCUACCGCAAACCCCCCGCCGCCGACCGCUCGUGGCCCAAACUCCCGCCUCCGCCCGUGUUCGCUGUCAGCCAACUCUUCGACGCCGUCCCACCCGCCGCUUUACCGCCCUACCCGCCCGCGCCUCAAACGCCCCCAUCUCCGAUCCCCAGCAACGAGAGCCUGACAUACCACCCCCUGCUCCCGGACGCCCUGCACUCUCUCCUCCUCGUGCACGCACUCCUCCAAACACCGCCGAAAGAACUGCUGCGGCACGCGCACAACGCAGCGCGGCUGGCAAGACUGCUCGAUGGAUAUCCCAUCUUUCUCGCCGCGCGGAGUCCGGCGCGGAGCGACUGGGUGGAGGUGCUGAGGCGAGGCGGGAACUGGGUGGGUUUGCUGCGCUCGUGGGAGUCUCUGUGCAGAUCGAGUCCGCCGCCAGGUCAGAGCGUGGAGGCGAGUGGACAGGGGCAAGUGGCGAGGGCAGGAGCACGGAAUGCAGGGGGAGCGGGAAGCGGGGAGACCAAGGAGCAGAGGAGGGAAAGGCAGAAACACGAAGCCAUCCUCGAAGCGCUGGCAGAUGAACGCGUCGUCGACGAGGAGAGCUUCCAGCGCGCCGUCAGGGCGCGCGAGAAGCGCUUCCGCGACGACGAGAAAGCAGAAGCGGCCAUGGAAGCCUCCGCCGCAUCAUCGCCCACGUCCGCAUCCGCCGGCUCGAAUGGCACAGAGAACGCGCCUACACCACCAAAGCGCUGGGCGCAAGAGGAAGACGCCCGCGAGUACCCGAUCAGCACCGAGCGAGCGGAAGCCAUCUCGCGCUGGGUCAGGGAUGCACCCGCCCUCACGUCGCAAAACAACACUGGCACGAAGAAGAAGCGCAGAAAAGGCACUGCGAAGAAGCCCGGUCUGUCAAAAGCGAGUAGUACUGGCUUGGCGGGCAGUGUUGCCAGCCUUAACGUUGAUGAGGAGGUUGAGUAGUUACCUGGCUGUGCACGGGAUAUUGCACCUGUCGCGCGUCUCGGAUAUCAUCUCAUCUUACACGGGAUUGCAUAUGUCGCGGGCCUCGGAUAUCAUCUCAUCUUGCAGCGAUAUGCAAUUGAAUCGCCUCUGGCCUACUUUGAGAUGUUGCAAGCAUCUGGGUCA
Molecule: messenger RNA, 2490 nt
Organism: Macroventuria anomochaeta
Lineage: Eukaryota; Fungi; Ascomycota; Dothideomycetes; Pleosporales; Didymellaceae
Exons: 2
Coding region: 1-2325 (774 amino acids)
Source: RefSeq, a predicted model, not a curated record